This is a messenger RNA of Xiphophorus couchianus (Monterrey platyfish), 897 nucleotides long. Its product is annotated as regulator of G-protein signaling 5. NCBI's taxonomy places the organism in Eukaryota, Metazoa, Chordata, Actinopteri, Cyprinodontiformes, Poeciliidae. The transcript is spliced from 5 exons. Bases 70 to 555 code for a protein of 161 amino acids. The record is from RefSeq and is a predicted model, not a curated record.
GGCGCAUUCAAGUCCCGGAGACAGACUGACAAGUUAUCUAAAGUAAUAAUAUUGAGUUCAUUUUGAAAUAUGUGUAAGGGACUCUCCUACCUGCCUUCCUCCUGCUUGGAGAAGGCAAAAGGGAUGCGAGUGAAGCUGAGCCACCUGGCUGAGAUCCACCACAAGCAAAGGGUACACGAUGGAAAAAUCCUUCAGGAUCUGGAAACUCUGCUGGGCAGCAAAAUCGGUCUUCAGGCGUUUCGAGGGUUCCUGCGUUCAGAGUUCAGCGAGGAGAACCUGGAGUUCUGGCUGGCCUGUGAGGACUACAGGGUUUCCCCUUCAAACAUGCAGAAGACCAAAGCCAGCAGCAUCUACAACCAGUUCAUCAACCCCGACGCUCCACUAGAGGUGAACCUGGAUGCUGAGACCCGUGAGGCUCUGCUGAGCAUGAUGGACUCCCCGUGUGCCGACACCUUCAACCUAGCACAGCAGAGGAUCUACAGCCUGAUGGCCAAGGACUCCUUCCCUCGGUUUCUCCGCUCUCACCACUGUGCAGAGGCCAUCAAGGCUUAUUAAACUUCCUAGCUGAAAACGGCUUCAGAAACUAAUCUUUUCUGCUGGACUUGACUGUAAUGUGCAAUUUAUUUUAGCAACACGUUUAGUCAUGCAACAGUCUAUUACAUGCUGUUAGGAACAGUAGCAUUAAAAUGCUUAAAUGUAGAUGAAAAAAAAAAAACUUAAAUAAAGAGUGGGUUAUAUAAAUCUCUGAAUGUUCCGAUUUAUUCAACAUUACUGAAUAGAUUCACUUGUCAAAUUAAGUUUUAAUUUGAUAGAGUUGCAAAUAUAACAUUCCAGAUAUAUAAAGUUUUAACACAGGUUAGGACUGGGCAAUAAAUCAAUAACAUAUAUACACACACA